Molecule: messenger RNA, 813 nt
Organism: Heterostelium album PN500
Lineage: Eukaryota; Evosea; Eumycetozoa; Acytosteliales; Acytosteliaceae
Exons: 4
Coding region: 1-813 (270 amino acids)
Source: RefSeq, a predicted model, not a curated record
AUGACAAAAUCUUCAAAGAAAUUGAUGCCAAAGAUGAGAAAUCAGGUUUUAAGAAACUGCAGAGGACCAGCUUCUAAAACUUCAACCGCUGAUAUUUCCUCAACUAUUACUGGUUACAACCCACAACUCACUAUACUUCCUGAAACCAACAACAUUAACAAUCAAUUUCAUCAAACAUUCAACCCUUUCAGCCAACCAAACAAAAUCUUUGCUGUAUCCAAUGGUAAAGUCACUGGUGUUGCUAUCAUUGCUCACACCAGCUGCAUCAAAAUCAACCCAUUCUGCUUGAUAAAAGUGGUAGAUUCAUUUUAUUCAAUGUCAAUUAUCAUCAGAGCCAAAGCCAGCCGCGAUCUACUGUUACUUCAAUCUGAAGAACAUUCUGUUCGUGACUCCAUUCGCAAGAUGAACCAGCAACUCCAUGGUGUCGGUAUAAAAUUCACCAUCGAAGAAGUAGCUGAUAUCAUCUUGUCGUCUAACCCGCAUAAAUCUCCCGGUCCUGAUGGUCUUGGUCUGUGGUUCUAUCGGGAACAUAUUGACACUAUCGCACCGCUACUGACCAAACUGUUCAACAAAGUGCUCACCGGUGAACAACAUAUCCCACAAGAUUUCAAAGUUGGUGUGAUCUUCAAGAAGGGCGAUGUCUAUGAUCAAACCAAUAGAAGACCUAUUACAUUGCUUAAUUGUGAUUAUAAAAUAUUGUCUAAAUCUAUAAAUGAACGUCUGAAACUGAUAUACCACGGAUUGCAACUGAGGUUGAGAAAGUCGUUAUCACGUUAUUUGUUUACUAUUUUAAAUAAUAAUUUCAUGAAUUAG